UUGGAAUUUGCCUCAAAAUGAAAGGAUUAUUGUACAUUGGAAUGAGGAAUAUCAACCAAUUGGAGAUGGUGGCGCAUUAUUGAAUCGAUUCUUGGGAAGUAUCGCUAGAAACUUCAAGGCAAAGUUUGUAGUGAAUUCCGAUAUUCAAAUCAAUUACAUCUUGAAAGCGCUUAAUCAUAAAUGGAGAGAUUGUCGCCAAGAAUUGUGGCAACAAAGAGAUGAUGGCACCCGUACUAGAGAUGAAUUGAUUGUCAUGGCUCCAGAAGGCAUAUAUAGAGAUCAUUGGGCUUCUUUUGUUGACUAUCGACUUGAUGAAAGAACAAAGGAGAUUGCCCUAAAAAAUAAACACAAUAGGACAAAACAAACUCUUGCUCACACAGGGGGAUCCAAGAGCAUUGCAAGGAAGAGAGAAGAAAUGGAAAAAGAGUGUGGGCACAAAGUUAGCAGAGGAGAAGUUUGGAUAGCUACUCAUAAGAGGACCAAUGGAGCUUUUGUUAGUGAUGAGGCAAGGGAAAUUGGUGUAAGUUCCAAUCUUUUUAGUGACUCUGUGAUGAACACACCUCUUGCAAGAAAUCAGUGGUUCCUUUUCUUUCAGUACUUCUAA
Messenger RNA from Vigna angularis (adzuki bean), 604 nucleotides. RefSeq lists its product as uncharacterized. The transcript is spliced from 6 exons. Lineage: Eukaryota; Viridiplantae; Streptophyta; Magnoliopsida; Fabales; Fabaceae. The coding region runs from base 254 to 604 and encodes 116 amino acids. The record is from RefSeq and is a predicted model, not a curated record.